Messenger RNA from Cottoperca gobio, 2116 nucleotides. RefSeq names its product GTPase IMAP family member 7-like. Gene Ontology annotation, molecular function: GTP binding. Lineage: Eukaryota; Metazoa; Chordata; Actinopteri; Perciformes; Bovichtidae. The record is from RefSeq and is a predicted model, not a curated record. The transcript is spliced from 2 exons. Bases 132 to 1196 code for a protein of 354 amino acids.
CCUUCACUUUCAUUUCACACAGCAGCGGCAGGACGAGAAGCUGGAGAGUGGACUGAAUUAAACAAAAUAAUACUUAGAACUUUACUUCUUUAACAGUCUCGCUACCCAGUAAACACUGACAUUAUACAGACAUGAAGUUUGAGGAUGUGGGUGAAAACAUCUCUGACAUGGCUGGUGAAGAGCUGGAGGAUCAGUCAAAUCAGGUCGAGCCCUUGAGGAUCAUGCUUCUUGGGAAGAGUGGGGUCGGCAAGAGCUCGAGUGGGAACACCCUCCUCGGGCAACAGGUGUUUAAAUCAGACAUGAAACUGAGGAGAGUCACUAAUCACUGUGAAAAGGCGAGUGGGACCGUCAAGGAUGUGCCUAUCCCUGUGAAAGGGAAAACUAAGGAUGUGUCUUUCUCUGUGAUUGACACGCCCGGCCUUUUUGAGACAGACCGCAACAAGGAGGUAGUCGUGCGGGAUAUUCUGAAGUGUGUCAAACUCCAGGACCCAGGACCUCACGUCUUUGUGCUGGUAGUACCGGUAGGAAGGAUGACGCGGGAAGAUCAAGAUACCCACACACUGAUAGAAGCAAUGUUUGGCUCAAGCGUGUGGGACUACACCAUCGUGCUGUUCACCCAUGGGGAUCGUUUGGAAGGAAAAACAAUAAACGACAUCAUCACCGAGAGUGAGGACAACCUCCGAAACUUCAUACGCAAGUGCAGCGGCGGCUUCCACGUCUUCAACAACAAGACCCCGCAGGACCAGGACCAAGUGACGAGCUUCUUCGAAAAGGUCCAGAUCAUGGUGGCCCUGAAUGGAGGGCAUUAUUACAAACCCAAUCUGUACCCCAUCAAGGAGAGGAAGGUUAGGGAAAAACAGGAGAGCAUCCUGGCAGAGAGAAAUGCUGAGAUCAGCGGCAAGGAGACAGAGCUGAUGGAGCGUUUCCAGGGGCAAGAGCUGGAGAAGAAGAAGAAUGACCUGUGGAGGAAAGAGGAAGACAAAGCAAGAGUGGUUGCAGAAAAUUACAUCUGCAUGGUCGACUACAUUUGGAUGUUCAUCCUCAUCCUGGGAGGAAUAGGACUGAUAGGUGUGAUUUUUGGGGGACCAGUUGUGUGGCUUUCAUCGGGAGUUUUGAUUUGGAGUCUGAUUUUGUUCAAGAAGCAUAUUAUUCAUCCAGCUAUUUCAGGAAAAAUACCAUUUUUUCAGAAAAUGUAAAAUCAUUGAAUACCUUUACAUGCACACUAAUAUUCCACUUUUAUUCCAAAUAUCACAAUAUAUUUUGAAUUGGACACAGGUCAUGUAACCAGCAUAUUCUGUUAAAAUAAAUAGAAUAAAGACCUAUUCGGAAUGUAGCAUUUUCUGAUAAAGACUUGUGUGAUAUAUCGAUAUUAAUCGGGUUUUAGGAGCGUUCCUUUGACAUGUAUUCAGCGCGUAUUCAUUUAUUUUCAUUAGUCAUGUUCAGUAAGAAUAUUGUCUUUUUUAGAAUAAGGUCAAAAACUGGUAUAUUUUGUGCAUGUAAACGGCGUCAUUGUUAGUAUGCUAAUUAGUACUAAAGUCUACAAUGGAUGUUCAAUUAAGGUAGUGGGUUUUAUUUCAAAGUUCUUUUGUUUAAUACUUUAUAAUUAGAAAACGGAAGGAAAAAAACCAUGUUUUUGAUUUUAUAGCUGACUCACUCCCUUGUGAAAAAGACAUAAUCCACUCUCACAGUACAACACUAGUGUAAGCAUUGCUAAUAAGGUAUAUUAUGAUUGAAGAAGUAUCAAGUGUUCUAUCAUAAAUGAGUCUAGAAAUAAAAAAUAUUUACUCAAGCAAUUAUUCUGGGUGUUAAAUGAUUAUUUUGUAGUGUGCUAUGUGACUGUAAACGUGAUGUGAUGAUGCUCUCUGGUGGUGGGAUUAACAGAAUAACAUGUGCUGGGUGGGCCUUCAAAAUCCGCUGAACAUCAUUGAGGUGAUUCAGUAACUUGGUUUCUGUUUCAUUUCCUCUGUUGAGGGACAGCAGAGGUAAGACACUCUAAUGAUUUUAUAUUGUCAAUGGUUAUUCUGGUGAUGUUUGAACAAAUGUUAAUCUUCUGGUUUCUCUUUCUGCAGUUGUGUGAAAAUAUUGUUAAUGGCCAUAAUAAACAGACAUAAUUUCA